GCAACAAAGAUUUAAAAGGCCAGCGUUUUUAACAUGCUCAUCAUACAAUUUACAUGUAUCAACAUUCGUGCAUGACAGCAAUUGCAACAAAUUCUUUCAGAGUUGAUUUACAAACUAAACACGACCUUGUUUGUAAAGUUACGAAGUACACAUCGAGUGUCGCCUAGCUGCAUUAAAUUUCUUUUCGGGGUCUUGCAUUUAAUACUAAGCCAACCAACGUCAAGCCUCUUAAAAACAGCUUAUAUUAAUUAACCAGAACAGUUUGAAUCAGGAGACAUGACGAUAAAGAAGACAACAUCGUCUUUUCGUCAGUGAGUGUCCUGCAGUGCCUUCUCUUGUUUCGGUCGUACAUUUCGCAGAAAUGAAUUUCCUGCGGAAUCGUAUGGUGGUCCUGGGCAUGGUGUUAUUGGCCACCUUACUGCUCUACCUGCUGCUGCCCUCCAUGCGUCAUGGCAACAUGGAGCCGUCCCUCAAUGUACAAAGACUUGGGCUCUUAGCCACAUCCCCGCCUCCGCUUCCCAACAUCAAUGUGUCAGUUCGUACAGGACACCUGCCCGGGGACCCGCCGCUCUUUUUCAGAGAAGCCUUACCCAUUGACGGGGCUGGACGACAGAUACUGCCCAGGCUACAAGUGGUGCUUCUGCAUGGCCAGGCCUUCACAUCAAAAACAUGGGAAGAACUUGGUACCAUGGCCCUACUUGCGACUAAUGGAUAUCAGGCCUUAGCCAUGGACCUGCCAGGUUAUGGUAAAUCGCCCGACUCUGAGGCCCUAAAGCGAGAUCAGAGUCGAGUGGACCUGCUCUCCAGGUUCAUGGAGUCAUUGGGUGUGAGGGCAGCGGUGCUUGUGAGUCCUUCCAUGAGCGGACAUUACUCCAUCCCAUUCCUUAUGAAGAACAGCGCACAGCUGCGAGGCUUUGUUCCCAUAGCGCCUGUCGGUACACGCAGUUACACGCCACAACAAUAUCAGAAUAUCCAGACACCCACCCUCAUUGUGUUCGGAGCCCUCGACACUAACCUAGGCGCCCAGUCCCACAAGAACCUGGCCCAGCUUCCUCAUCAUGCUGUUCUCAAGCUGGACGGCGCUCGCCACGCGUGCUACAUGGACAAACCCGGAACCUUUCACCAAGGGCUGAUCGACUUUCUUGGCAAGCUGAAGUGAGAUGGGCUGCAUUAAAGAUGGACUGGAAAAAACUGAGGAGGGACUUGGGUUUGCUUGGUAUGAAUUUAGUGAGCUUGCUUUCGGCAAAAUACAAUGACAAAAAUUUUAUUAUUGUCAUGAGACAAUAAUUACAAGCUAUAUGAUAUGGAUAAAACUGAAGUAAGGCAUGAUCAGAUUUCUUACUCUCCAUUAUUUAUUCAUCUUCAUCAUGAAACCAUGUGUGCAAUAAGCCCUCACUUGUACCGUCACGUGACAUUUCUCUAUGCAUGCAAAAAAAACAAAUUUUUUUAAGUUUGCAUCAGUGUUGCCAUUUUUGUAGGUGACAUGAGAGUUGAUGGCUGUAAAUUGUGCAGAAUGUGGCAACAGCAGGUGCAUGUGCCCUGGGAAAAGCUUGUAGUCACUGUUCAUUUGAGCCAUUCCAACC
Molecule: messenger RNA, 1583 nt
Organism: Hippocampus comes (tiger tail seahorse)
Lineage: Eukaryota; Metazoa; Chordata; Actinopteri; Syngnathiformes; Syngnathidae
Gene: abhd14a
Product: abhydrolase domain containing 14A
Exons: 5
Coding region: 362-1159 (265 amino acids)
Cellular component (GO): cytoplasm
Source: RefSeq, a predicted model, not a curated record